AUGAACAGAAGAAGGGAGCUGAAUGCUGAUGAUGUUGCUGUUCGUCACUCCUCUUGGUCUUCCCUCGUGGACUUCCCUGAAGGCAAUAAACCCUUUGGACUGCACCCACGAGUGAGGAUCCUCUUUUCUUUGGCUCCCUCCGUCCUUUGCCGCCUCCUCGCGAGACUGCUGACCCCUGUCGAAGGCGCUGCCCCGACGCCCCGGCGCAUUAGGGUAGUGCCCCCCGCUGCACGCUGCUGUUGUGCUCUCAGCCAGCCGGUGCUGCCUCCUCCCCGCUGCAGGGGGAGUAGAGGACACUCGACACAGCAGUGCGGCAGCUUGGCGCCCAACGUGGGGCCCCCGAAAGAUCACCGGACCCCACGGCAGGAGGCCAGUGGUCGCGGCGAGAGUUUCGUCUCUUCGUCGUUGACCACCUUUCGCUCCGUGGUUGUCAAGCUACCCUGCUCCGUGAGCAGACCCCGUUUUAGGGGUGGCGCUCCGGACGGGGAUCGGAUCGGGAACUUCGCCACCCAGGAGCCGAUCCGGGAGGGAGCUGCGGACUUCGAGGUUUUUCCCCACUUUCCGCUGGUCAGGGGUUGCAUCUGGCUGAGUCAAUUAACAUCAAGGACUCUCAGUGCAGGCUCGCGAUGGUCGCGUUCAAGGCACCAGGUACUUGGUUUCGGGUCGGAAGUAAGUGUGUUGUGGUAGGAGACACAAAGUUUACACCCCCGGAAAUCACAAUCAUUCCGGGAAUGCUGCCUGCGAACACGGAGAAGUUCGCUAUUGGAGUUAUUUGUAUUCACCCUCCCGUGUUCCUGCCCAAGGGCCAAAUCAUCGCCCAAGCAAUCCCUGUUUCCCUCUCUGAGUUUUGGCAGUGUGAGCAGGAGGCUCACACUAACAUCUCGCCCCCCGCCCUAGAGGUGUGCUGGUCACAGGCACUAGGGCGUGGGAAGCCUCGGCUCACCUGCCAGCUCACCAACAAAGGUCAAACUACGAGGGUAAAUGGGAUGUUGGACACAGGGGCAGACGUGACGAUCAUUCCCGCAAGGGAAUGGCCGUCACAGUGGGAAUUGCAAAGCGCUGCUGGACGAGUCCAGGGCAUUGGGGGUGUCCAAUUAGCUAAACAGUCCAAGAGCGUGGUGCAAAUUACGGGGCCGGAUGGGCAAUUGGCUUCUAUUCGCCCAUUUGUUUUAGACUACGCGGAACCCCUGUGGGGGAGAGAUGUUUUAGCCCAGUGGGGAGCCACAAUUGACUUA
Molecule: messenger RNA, 1235 nt
Organism: Motacilla alba alba
Lineage: Eukaryota; Metazoa; Chordata; Aves; Passeriformes; Motacillidae
Exons: 3
Coding region: 1-687 (228 amino acids)
Source: RefSeq, a predicted model, not a curated record